Molecule: messenger RNA, 2788 nt
Organism: Purpureocillium takamizusanense
Lineage: Eukaryota; Fungi; Ascomycota; Sordariomycetes; Hypocreales; Ophiocordycipitaceae
Exons: 1
Coding region: 131-1924 (597 amino acids)
Source: RefSeq, a predicted model, not a curated record
CGCCCGCCCCCAGUGUGUGGUAUUUGGCUCUUCGUCUUCAACCUCCCUGCCGCCACUCCUACCAAGACGCUGCCACAGCCGCUCAUGCCCACACCUUGCUGACGGCCGUGCUCUCUAGAGGUGACGAAAUAUGUCGGCAGACCUCUUUGCCGAGUUCAACAGCCUCGCGCAGUCUCCGCCUCGGUCUUCGCAGCAGCGUGGUCAGCCGAGCAGUCAACCUCAGCCCUCAACCUUCCCGGCUCAGCCUCAAGAUCCCUUCGCCUUCGCCAGUGCCGCGACGACGAGCGAGCCCCCGCUAUGGGCGUCUCACCCUUCUACACAACGAUGGCCGUCUUCGGAGUCUCCGGCCUUUGGCCCCGGCGUUUGGGGUUCCGGCAGUCAACCGGCGCAUGGAGAACUUGGACAGGGCCAAGAUGACGAAGAUGACGGUUGGGGAGAUUUUGAGGUCGCAGACUCAGGCGCAGCGCAAGUUUCACCAAACUACCCGGGGCCUCAGAAGCCCAGCUCUCGAGCGCAGGAGGCUACUCCAAUCCGGAGAAUAGUGCGGGUGCCCACCAUCGACCUCAUGACAAACAAAUUGGUCGACGUUGGGACGCACGUUCACUCAAGCCAGGGACCAUUAGGGCCACAGACUCAGCCCAGAGCUGCGUCUCGAGCCGUGUCGACCCCGAGUGAUGCGAACGUGCUUUUUGAUGUUGAUGAUUUCGAACUUCAAGGAGGUGCAGGCGACGGGGAGGAUGGCGAUGGUGAUGACUUCGGUGACUUUGAGACGAGCACCCAACCCCCGCCACAGCCAAGCCGGCCGCCUAUGCCAGCAUCUGCUGACUCUGCAUCCAUGGAUCUCCUCGGGCUCGGUAAUGUGCCGCAAUCGACCACGGCAGGACUUUCUCGUCAGCAGACGUCCGGAAAGGCGCCCGGACCGUUGAGUUUUGGGGCUUCGACUUUAGAAGCUUCCACAUCCAGUCGGACCACUGCGCCAAAGUCCCCGUCCUUUCAAGAGAGGAAUCCUUUCCCCGAUCUCACAAUCAAAACCUCAUCGGCAUCGAAGGCGCUCAGCAAUGAUCAGUCCGAUUCAGCCAUCACACCCUGGCCCACAGCUGAACGAGGGUUCAAGAAAGUAUCAGAAGCAAAACCAAAGGAGGAGGAUGACGAAUGGGCAGCAUGGGACGACAUGCCCGCGGCAUCUCCCGACUUGGGAAAUAGCAUCGACGACUCGAACCCUGCCGACAGCUGGCAAUGGGGGGCCGACGAGGCCAGUGGCCCCUCAUCAAUGACCUGGAACGACUCGGCUCCUCCCCCGACCAAUGUACCUCCGCCGUCUGUCAUACUCUCGGCAUUUCCCGAUCUGUUUCGCUCGGGAAACUCACUGUUUAAGCCUAUCGGACAGAGCACCAAGAUAAAGCAAGAUAUCUUGGCGAACCCAAGAGCCGUACAGUUUCUGCAAGGAUACGUUGCCCUCGGGGCGACUGCCGCGAAGGUGAUGGCGGGCCGGAAGCACAGAUGGCACCGAGACAAGAUCCUGGCCAAGAGCAUGUCCAUUUCAGCCGCGGGAAGCAAGGGCAUGAAGCUUGCGGGCAUCGAUAAGAGCCAAUCAGCACGGGAGGAUCGCGAGGCGGCCGAUGUCGUCGCCGCAUGGCGCGAACACGUCGGUCGACUACGGUCAGCCGUCGCCAUGGUAAAUGCCAGCGGCAAAGCAAACUUGAAGGUUCCCGAGUUGAGCGACACCAUGCAGGUCCAGACGGCCAAGGUGGUACCGACGGCGCCCAAGCCUUGCAUCGUAUGCGGCCUCAAGAGAGAGGAGAGAGUUACGAGGGUUGACUUUGAAGUCGAGGACAGCUUCGGAGAGUGGUGGGUGGAGCACUGGGGGCACCGGGCUUGCAAGAAUUUCUGGGUCGAGCACGAACAACGGCUGCGUCCACGGUGACGACGGCGACUCACCUUGGACGCGGGGUUGUCGUGUAACGCGAGCUUCCCACGAAGUAUGUAGGUACUCUGAGCUGUGAGACUCGAGGUGGCAUGCCUCGACACAUGACGUGAACGAGGCUCGCGAGGAAAGGCGUGAGGAUGGAAAAUACACUGUAGAGUCGACGGGUUACGACCAGUCAAUAUCCAUCUCGGGGUGCUGCGCUGUCGACAAGCCCUAGCAACAGCCCAUCAUGAUGAAUUUGAGAGCGAAGCUUUCAUGGCAGGGGGGCGGGGGCUCUCCAGCAAGCAACGCAUAUGGUUGCAUCACGCCGAUGUGGAACCUCAUAUGUCGCGUUUCACGGCAUGAAGCGGCAGGGCUGCGGGCUAAGCAUUGGGGGAAGAUGCGGGCGCCGUCCAGAGGCAAAUGACAGCUGCAGCCUGUUUGGCCCAGUGCCAGACGUGAUGUGUUGUGCAGCUAGUGGCUUUGGACCCUGUUUGCGUCCGACUCAACGCCAGGAGGAUGAUGCGCCGCGGGACUCGAUCUGCGGGUCACACGAGGAGUCAUGAGCCAAGGCAGCGAGGGCGUCUGCACGCAGAGGCCGACAUGGAAUUUGGGUACGAGAACGCGAGUCGAGCGGGGCCGCGCGUCGUCUGGGUAGGAUGAGGGCGAUGGCGAGAAGGCCGAGUAGGCUCCUUGUGCCACCAUGGCCGGUUGAGCAGCCGUCGGGCAGCUGCGUGGGUAGCCUGUGGGAUGGAGAAGUUGCGAGGGCACACGCAUCCUGUGCCUUGAUCAAUGUGCUGAUGAACUGCCCACCUAUAACCUAUGUACGAAGCACUAGAGGCAAAAGCAUGUCCCUCAGGCAGUGCGGGCGCCAGACACGAC